CUGGCUAUUUGUAGCUUCGAUUUGCUACAACCAUCCACGUUCCACAAUCAUCAACACGCUGUGAAGCAAGCUAGAAGACUUGUCGUCGUCGUCGUCGGUCGAAGAGAGCCCAAACCAAAGUAGGAUGGAGACAGGCUUGGCGCAGUCCGCCUCGGCGCCUGUCGUUGCCGCUGCCGACGCGUCGGUCGUGCCGUCUGCAACCGCCACGCUGCAUGUGCCGCUGUCACUCGCGCCCAUCGCGACGGGGGUGGGCAGCACGGCGUCGACUGCGUCGUUCGCGUCGACCAACUCAUCGCCACCGGCAUCGCCAACGGGAGGCAUUUCGGACAAGCGCCGCUAUUCGAGCAACAGCUCGUCCAACAAGCUUGGGCAUCGCAAGGUUGUCGACGGCGAGGUUGUCUACAAGAAGACCCCGUCGUCAGACCUCAUGCAAGGCAUCCAGCUCGGCAUUCGGCACUCGGUCGGCAGCAUCACGCCCAAGCAGUCGCGGGAUCUCCUGAUGAUUGAUUUUGAAGAGCACGAGAUUGUCGACUUUCCGAGCGAGGGCGGCACUUACACGCCCGCGCACUCUAGCAACUCUUUUCGCUUCAAGUCGUACGCCCCUCGCGCUUUCCGGCACUUCCGUGAAGCCUUUGGGAUUAAGGCUGAAGACUUUAUGCUCUCCUUGUGUAAUGAGCCGCUGCGCGAGCUCUCCAACCCGGGUGCCAGCGGUUCCCUCUUUUACAUGUCGCACAACGAUCACUUUAUUAUCAAAACUGUCCAGCGGCGGGAAGCCCUGUUCUUGCGGCAGCUGCUUCCGGGUUAUUACAUGAAUCUGACGCAAAACAAAAAGACUUUGCUGCCUAAAUUUUUCGGCCUGUAUUGCUACAAGAGCGCGCUUGGUUUUAAUAUCCGCUUUGUUGUCAUGAACAAUUUGCUUCCGUCCAUUUUCCGAUACCACGAGCGUUAUGAUCUGAAGGGCUCAACACACGCGCGCAUGGCGUCCCAGAAGGAAUGCAUGAAGAGCGACCCUACUUUCAAGGAUUUGGACUUUAUGAACAAGCAUCCAGAAGGCAUUUACCUGCCUCCAAGUACUUACGAGGCUUUGAUGCGUGCAAUGCAACGCGAUUGUUUGGUGCUGCGAAGUUUUAAAAUCAUGGACUACAGUCUGCUUGUGGGCUUGCACAAACUGGAUGAGACCGAGUUGCAGCGAAACAGCAUGGACUCUCAAACCAGCAUGCCCGACGUCACGCCGCCUCCAACGCACGCCAACUCGUUCGACUUGAUGUCUUCGCCCGACAAGCCGCAAUCCUUCUUCUCGUCACCGCGCGCUAGCGCCUCUGUCAGCAAGGAAGAGAAGAACGAGUCCCUCCGGCGUGCUGUCCUCUACAAGAAGUUGUCUGAAAUUGCAGCUGUGACCGGCACUCCAUUAAACGUGCUCAACAAAAAGUUUCAGAAGCAGGUCAGCUAUGUUGCUGACAUUUCUGAAACGCUGGAUCUCGAUCCAGAACUAGAGACGUAUGCGGGUGGUAUGCUCGCCUACACGGACAAGAAGGAGCGGUGUAUCAUCUUCCUGGGUAUUAUUGAUAUUUUGCAGCAAUACCAGCUCAAAAAACGCCUCGAACAUUCAUUCAAGGCGUUGCUGUAUGAUGGGGAGGCCGUGUCGGUGACCAAUCCCAGCUUUUAUGCCGCUCGAUUCCAAGAUUUCUUUGCCAAACGCGUUUUCAAGGUCAUGGGCAUGGAAAUGCUGAAAGAGCUCAUGCCUGCAAUUGCCGUCUCGAUCGAAGAUCCGGCAAAGCGCCACAGCACGGCCUCGGACGAAGGCACCCUUGCUGUCGUCCCCGGUGCUGGCGUCGGGGGCAGCUCCAGCGCCCGUUCCGCGUCUCCUGCUCGCGGCAAGGGCAUGGCUCGGCAAUCGUCGCAGCAGCAUGACGAGCCGACCACGCCCAGGCCAUCAGCUCGUAGCUCCGAGUCUUCGCGCAUUCGCUCGGGCUCGGUAACCAGCUCCUCGCUUCUCGUCCAAAUAACCCCCAAAGAAUCCUCGGCCGGCACUACCAAGGACGCGCCCUCCAAGAAGGACGACAAGCCCGAACCAAACGGCUCGCCAUCAUCGACAACCUCCGGCGUCCCGCUCGCUGCCCCGGCGUCCAACGAUUCGAUUAAAAUGGCUGCGGCCCAUUCCGAGCAGCAAGCCGAGGAAGCCGGCUCGGCGAGCAACAACCAAACUUCGAUCGUGACCCCGCCCACGCCGGUCGCUGGCAACGCUGCUCCUUUGCCUGAGACCACGUCGGCCCCCGAGGCACCGACCAGCGGCGACACAGGCGACGCUGAGAACACGGCAGUGUAAAAAUUCCUGCUCGUGUCAUUUCUCGUUGUUUUUGAUCUUUGAUAAUCCUUUGUUUUCAUCAUUCAUCACUUGUCAAUGCGUGUGGGUUCUGUGUGUGUGUGUCUGUGUGAUUGUUUAUGCGAGAGUGUCCGUGUCUGCGUGUUUGUGUUUGUGUGUGUGUGUGUGUGUGUGUGCCUGAGUGUGUCAAUUUACAUCAAUGUUCCAUUCG
Molecule: messenger RNA, 2534 nt
Organism: Capsaspora owczarzaki ATCC 30864
Lineage: Eukaryota; Filasterea; Ministeriida; Capsasporidae
Product: phosphatidylinositol-4-phosphate 5-kinase
Exons: 7
Coding region: 125-2326 (733 amino acids)
Biological process (GO): phosphatidylinositol metabolic process
Molecular function (GO): phosphatidylinositol kinase activity
Source: RefSeq, a predicted model, not a curated record